CUUUUAUGCACAAUCCCAUAAACCCUAAAACGCUAUAAGCUCUUCAGCUGCCCCACAGCAGUUACAGGACCAACGUUUCUCAACCUUUCUUUAACUAUUAUUUAAAUUAAAUUAGUAGAGGUAAAAAUUAAAAAAUUGAAAAAAAGAAACCCGUGAAAAUGUUGGAUGAAAGUAAGUUCGAUGUGAAUUUCAAAUUGUUAGCACUUCGAAUACCUCGCGAGCUCUGCAAAAUCGCCACUCGUUUACUCAAUGGAUACUUGCUGGACAAGCCUCGUGUUAAACCUAUAACUGAAGAUCCAACAAGUGAAAAGAACCGUUAUGUGAUUUUGUCUGAGAAAGUUCAAAAUCCUGAUUUAUCAGAUAUUCCAAGCCAAAAACUUGAUGAACUCGAGAAGUUAUGUGAGAUUGAAGUAGUUCCAUAUUCAUUGACACUUGGAUAUUCUUAUUGGACUGCUGACCAUAUAUUGAAGCAGAUUCUGCCUCCUGGUGUGGAGGUACCUUCAUCUUUUGAAACAAUAGGUCAUGUUGCCCAUCUAAAUAUUCACAACGAAUUGCUUACUUUCAAAGAUGUGAUUGCAAAAGUCAUUUACGAUAAAAAUUAUCCAAGAAUUAAAACAGUUGUUAAUAAAGUUGGAACGAUUACAAAUGAGUUUCGAGUACCAAAAUUUGAAAUUUUGGCAGGAGAAAGUGAUAUGGUUACAGAAGUGAAGCAAUAUGGGGCAACAUUCAAACUAGAUUACAGCUUGGUCUAUUGGAAUUCAAGACUGGAACAUGAACACAUAAGGCUUGUAUCUCUAUUCCAGCCUGGGGAGAUAAUUUGUGACAUGUUUGCUGGUAUUGGACCAUUUGCAAUUCCAGCAGCACAGAAAGGAUGCUUAUUGUAUGCAAAUGAUUUAAACCCAGACAGUGUUCACUAUUUGAAGAUCAAUGCAAAAAUCAAUAAGGUUGAUGGUUGUGUUUUUGCAUACAAUUUGGAUGCUCGGAAAUUUGUUUCAGAAUUGAUGGCAGUACCAGUUUGUGAAAAGAAUUUAGAAUCAGAUGAUUCCAUGGUCAAAGCAUGUGACACUUGCAGCAUCAAGACCAUUGAUGAUGCAAAGGCAGAAGGCACAAAGCUUGGCAUUGUGGAGAAAGAAGUAUCAGGUAAUGAUGUAAAAAAUGAUCUGGAGGGCAUUGAAAAUUUUUCUACGACUGUAGAUGGAUCUAUAGUUGCAAGUAAAAGACCUCCAGAUUGUUUCACAGAAGAGAAUGGAAAUGACUACAGUGGUCAUAAGAAAAAGGGAAAUACACAUAAGAGGAUGAAAGGCUCUGUUAUGCCCAAAGCUAAGGCCUGGGAGCAUGUUGAUCAUGUGAUAAUGAAUCUUCCUGCUUCUGCUUUACAAUUUUUAGAUGCAUUUAGGGGUAUUAUCUCAAGGAAAUGCUGGAAGGGGCCUCUCCCAUUGGUUCAUUGCUAUUGCUUCAUACGAGCAAAUGAAACUAAAGAAUUGAUAAUAUCAGAGGCAGAGUCUGCCUUAAAUGCCAAAAUAGAAGACCCAGUAUUUCAUAGGGUUAGGGAUGUUGCUCCUAACAAGGCAAUGUUUUGCUUAAGCUUUAGGCUGCCAGAAGCAUGCUUUAUUGAAGACAUCACUGGCAGUAGCGGUCAUUCUACUGGUGAGUUAUGAGUUAUGACCCUUCUUCGAAGUUGGAGUGGUAUUCUAACACACAUAGCUGAAACAGAAAAGAACAUGGGAGAGGGAGUGCUGCUAACAUAGCAUUGAUCUCAAGAAGUAUCCACUUUUCUAUUGCUUUCACUAUUGUCAUGCAUGUAUAUUCACCUUUUGCUGUAACUGUAAGACACCCGUUUUAAUCUAUCCCACCUGCAGAAAUCAUGUAUGAAGCUUUAUCUUUCAUGAAAUACGAUAGUGCUACAAUUUUUGCUACAAUUUAACAGUCGAAUAUUAAUUUUUAAGAACUCGUUGAUCUCUUUCUCUCUCUCUGUCCCCUGCCCCAACCAUUACAAAUUUGCAAUUGUAGUUUUUGAAGAGCAUUGCUCCCUCAAGUCCAGAGUUGGGGAAAAAAAAGAGGCCACUGGUUUUCAUCCUAAAAUCAUCUUGCCAUGAGUUUUACACCCCUGUAACUAACAAGUGCUUUAGUUGUUAACAAGCUGCUCUUCCUAGAAGCUUUCACUGUCCAAUUUUUACCUUAAGGACCUCGAUAUAAUUCAAAAGAAAAAGAAAAAAAAAAACUGUUUGUGUAAAUAUGUUGCAGCCAAUGUUAAAUCCAGGAGACCCAAGUGUCUCAAGAGGCAAUUUUCCACCCAAGGCUUUUGGCAUGGUGAAGUUAGCAGACCUUUUUUAGGCAUAUCCCAUACUGUUGUCAUUGUGGUACUCCAGCGUGU
Durio zibethinus is the source of this 2374-nucleotide messenger RNA. RefSeq names its product S-adenosyl-L-methionine-dependent methyltransferases superfamily protein. The record is from RefSeq and is a predicted model, not a curated record. Gene Ontology annotation, cellular component: cytoplasm. Gene Ontology annotation, molecular function: tRNA (guanine(37)-N1)-methyltransferase activity. Lineage: Eukaryota; Viridiplantae; Streptophyta; Magnoliopsida; Malvales; Malvaceae. Gene Ontology annotation, biological process: tRNA N1-guanine methylation.